Molecule: messenger RNA, 2734 nt
Organism: Drosophila bipectinata
Lineage: Eukaryota; Metazoa; Arthropoda; Insecta; Diptera; Drosophilidae
Gene: Ir93a
Product: Ionotropic receptor 93a
Cellular component (GO): membrane
Molecular function (GO): ligand-gated monoatomic ion channel activity
Source: RefSeq, a predicted model, not a curated record
ACCAUGCGGUUAUCCUUUUGCCUCCUUUUACUUUGCGGACUGCAGCUCUGUAUCCUAACUCCCAUCGAGGCCAAUGACUUUUCCUCUUUUCUCAGCGCCAAUGCUUCACUAGCCGUUGUGGUGGAUCACGAGUACAUGACCAUGCAUGGCCAGAAUAUUAGGGCCCAUUUUGAGAAAAUCCUGAGCGACAUAAUUCGGGAGAAUCUGAAAAAUGGCGGCAUUAAUGUUCGAUAUUUCAGCUGGAACUCAGUGCGCCUCAAAAAGGACUUUUUGGCUGCUAUCACAGUAACGGAUUGCGAAAAUACCUGGAAUUUUUACAAAAACACCCAGGAGACCUCAGUGCUUCUGAUCGCCAUCACUGACUCGGAUUGCCCUCGACUUCCACUGAAUCGUGCUUUAAUGAUACCCAUGGUUGAUCAUGGCGACGAGUUUCCGCAGAUCAUACUCGACGCGAAGGUCCAGCAAAUUCUUAACUGGAAGACUGCUGUCGUUUUUGUGGACCAGACCAUAUUGGAUGACAACUCGGUGCUGGUAAAGUCUAUUGUACACGAAAGUACCACUAAUCACAUCACCCCAAUCUCCCUGAUCCUGUACAAAAUCAACGACUCCCUGAAGGGACAGAAGAAAAGGUCAGCUCUUCGUCAGGCGUUAGCCCAGUUCGCUCCUCCCAAGCACGAGACGAAAAAACAGCAGUUUAUGGUUGUUUCCAAGUUCCACGAUGACAUCAUCGAGAUUGCCGAGACACUUAACAUGUUCCAUGUGGGCAACCAGUGGAUGUUUUUUAUUCUGGACAAGGUCCGUCGGGACUUUGAUGCCGGCACAGUGACCAUAAAUUUGGACGAGGGCGCAAAUAUAGCUUUCGCGCUCAAUGAGACCCUUCCCGAUUGUCAGGACACUCUUAACUGCACCAUUUCAGAGGUAAGUCUAGCCCUGGUCACUGCCAUUUCCAAGAUGACAGUGGAGGAGCAGUCCAUAUACGGCGAGAUCUCUGACGAGGAAUGGGAGUCCAUUCGCUACACAAAGCAGGAGAAGCAGGCGGAGAUCCUGGAGUACAUGAAAGACUACCUGAAGGCCAAUAGCAAGUGUGCAAGUUGCGCCAGAUGGCGGAUCGAAACAGCCAUCACCUGGGGAAAGAGCCAGGAGAACCGGAAGUUCCGCGUAGCACCCACACGCGAUGCCAAGAACCAAAACUUCGAAUUCAUUAACAUUGGCUACUGGAGUCCUUUGCUGGGAUUCGUUUGCCAGGAGCUUACCUUUCCCCACAUCGAGCACCACUUCCGCAACAUCACAAUGGACGUGGUGACUGUUCAUAAUCCUCCCUGGCAAAUACUAACCAAAAAUCGUCAUGGGGUCAUUGUGGAGCACAAGGGUAUUGUCAUGGAGCUUCUCAAGGAACUAAGUCGCGCCUUGAAUUUUAGCUAUUACCUGCACGAAGCCUCCAACUGGAAGGAUGAAUAUUCAAUUACCACAAGCACGAGCUCCAAUGAGACCGACGAACUGGCGGGGUCGAUGACUUUCCGGAUUCCCUACCGCCUCGUUGAAAUGGUGCAAGGAAAUCAAUUCUUUAUGGCCGCGGUGGCAGCCACUGUGGAGGAUCCCGACCAGAAACCCUUUAACUACACCCUUCCGGUCAGCGUACAGAAGUAUUCCUUCAUCACCCGUCAGCCCGACGAGGUGUCCCGCAUUUACCUCUUUACGGCUCCAUUUACCACGGAAACCUGGGCGUGUCUGGUGGGCAUCAUACUUCUCACAGCACCCAUGCUGUAUGCCAUCAACCGCCUGGCUCCGCUGGAGGAGAUGCAAAUAGCUGGCUUGUCCACUGUUAAGAGCUGCUUUUGGUACAUCUUUGGAGCUCUAUUGCAGCAGGGUGGAAUGUACCUGCCACGAGCCGAUAGUGGCCGCCUGGUUGUGGGUUUCUGGUGGAUCGUCGUGAUUGUCCUGGUUACCACAUACUGCGGCAACCUAGUUGCCUUUCUAACCUUCCCCAAGUUCCAACCGGGUGUUGACUACCUAAGUCAGCUAUCCCGACACAAGGAGAUCUCGCAGUAUGGCCUACGAAACGGAACCUUUUUCGAGCGUUAUGUGCAGACUACGACACGGGACGAUUUCAAGCAAUACAUAUCACGAGCUCAGAUCUAUGGCAACUCUCAAGACGAGAACAUCGAGGCGGUGAAGCAAGGACAUCGCAUCAACAUCGACUGGCGCAUUAACUUGCAACUGAUUGUGCAGCAGCACUUCGAACGCGACAAAGAAUGCCGCUUUGCCCUGGGCAAGGAGAGCUUCGUGGACGAGCAGAUUGCCAUGAUAGUUCCGUCCCACAGCGCAUACCUAAACCUCAUCAAUAGCCACAUAGACAGGCUGUUCCGCAUGGGCUUCAUGGAGCGCUGGCACCAGAUGAACCUGCCCAGCGCCGACAAAUGCACCGGCAAGAGCUCCCUGCGACAGGUGACGAACCACAAGGUGAACAUGGACGAUAUGCAGGGCUGCUUCCUGGUCCUCCUUCUUGGGUUUAUGGUGGCCUUUGCUUUUGGAUGCUGUGAGUUUUGGUACCAUCGUUUCUACGUUCACAAAACCAGUCGCCAGCCACCGAGCAGCGUCUUUACCACUUGAAAAACAUUUUUCGAAAUUAGGGUGUAUUGUUUAAUGUUUGAAAUUACUUUAUGAACAUCAUUCUGCAAUAAAACAUAGCGACUCGUUCAUCAUUCCCCGACUAACUGUUUACGUGGAGUUGGCG